Messenger RNA from Scutellospora calospora, 526 nucleotides. NCBI's taxonomy places the organism in Eukaryota, Fungi, Glomeromycota, Glomeromycetes, Diversisporales, Gigasporaceae. The record is from the annotation of a GenBank genome assembly.
AGAAGUACCAUAUUUUCAUACGGAAGAAGCAUUCGCACCUUAUGCACCACGAUACGCACCUUUGCAAACAAUACUUAAUUCGGUAGCAAUUCGUUCAACACAAGUAAUAGACAUGUACCUAUCAUCAUCCACAUGCUCCACAAAUAAUGAAACUUUUCAUAGAUUUACUGAUAGAUCAAUAUUCUAUAACUCUCUAUCGGCUGGUUUAUCUUCGACAAUUUUAAAUAAUAUUUCAGAAAAUCUUGAAAAAGACAUAAAAGUUAAAAUAUUAAUUAACAUUAUGUGCACAUUAGCAAUCCAAAUUCACAUGGUGAAAUCCAUUGCAUCUUUAGCAAAUUUAGACACAAAUGAUGAUGUUGUAAGAGUAUUAAUUUAUUUGUGUAUUGCAUCCGAUGGAGUAAAAAAUUCAAUGACUGAAACUACUAAAGAAUUUGCUAAAGCUUUAAUGCAAAAUUUGAUUUCAAAUAUCAAUGAUUCAACUUUGGAAGCUAUUAAUAAGCGUAUAGCUAUGAAAUUGUUUACCAAG